AUGUUGAAGCGUUUUGAAGACAAUGAAUUAGGAGAAUCGAUAAGUCGCCGUGUUGCCUAUCAUUGUACGACGGAAUAUGCAAAAUCAUCGAAAGCAACAUGUCGUGGAUGCCACACGAACAUUGAACAAAAUGAAUUACGACUAGCUCUUAUGUUACAAGACGAAGAAGGUUAUAAAAAUACUGCUUGGAUGCAUUUCAAUUGUUUUUGGAAGCAUCCCGAAACAAAAAAACUUGAUGGUAUUCAUGAAAUACACAACUUUUCUAAAUUAAAACCUGCUGAUCAAGAGAAAAUAUCAACAGCAUUCGAGAAUUUAAAAGUUAAUAAGUCGACAACAAAACGAAAGAGAAAAGUAUCAUCUAAGAAAAAUGGUAAUGACAAUAGCAGCGACGAAGAAUUCACACCAAAAUCUAAAGUAAUUGCUAAGAAGAGUACAACAUCAACUAAGAGGAAACGUGAUUUGGAUGAGGAAUAG
Messenger RNA from Adineta steineri, 474 nucleotides. NCBI's taxonomy places the organism in Eukaryota, Metazoa, Rotifera, Eurotatoria, Adinetida, Adinetidae. The record is from the annotation of a GenBank genome assembly.